Molecule: messenger RNA, 1274 nt
Organism: Triticum urartu
Lineage: Eukaryota; Viridiplantae; Streptophyta; Magnoliopsida; Poales; Poaceae
Source: RefSeq, a predicted model, not a curated record
GUUCCCGCACUGCCCAGCACAGCAACGGCACGCACGGGCAUGGGCAUGGCAUCGGCCACCAGCUCCCGCCACCUCCUCCUUCUCGUCCUUUGGCUCAGCGCGUCCGCGAGCACUGCCUGGGCCCAUGGAGGUGGCGGACACGGCGACGGCGACGCGGACGGCGGCGCGAAGGCGAAGCCGGAUCUGCGGGCGCCGGGGCUGGUGGCGGUGAAGCUGUGGUGCCUGGCACUGGUGUUCGCGGGCACCCUGGCCGGCGGCGUGUCCCCCUACUUCAUGCGGUGGAACGAGGCGUUCCUGGCGCUGGGCACGCAGUUCGCCGGCGGGGUCAUCCUCGGCACCGCCAUGAUGCACUUCCUCAGCGACGCCGACGAGACCUUCGGGGACCUCGCCCCCCACAGCGACUACCCGUUCGCCUCCAUGCUCGCCUGCGCCGGGUACGUCCUCAUCAUGCUCGUCUCCUCCGUCGUCGCGCGCGGCCCCGGCCGGACCGCCCCGAGUGCAGGAGCGCUGGAGGAGGGCAAGCUGAGCAGCACCGAUGACAACAGCAUCGAACCACAAACAUCUGACGCGCACGGACCGUCGACUGCAUCCAUGCUACGCAACGCGAGCACCAUCGGCGACGGCGUGCUCCUCAUCGCCGCGCUCUGCUUCCACUCCGUCUUCGAAGGCAUCGCCAUUGGAGUUGCCGAGACGGAAGCCGACGCGUGGAAGGCGCUGUGGACCAUCAGCCUGCACAAGAUCUUGGCCGCGAUCGCCAUGGGCAUCUCGCUGCUCCGGAUGCUCCCCGACCGCCCCCUCCUCUCCUGCUUCGGCUACGCCUUCGCCUUCGCCGUCUCCAGCCCCAUCGGCGUCGCCGUCAGCAUACUCGUCGACGCCACCACGGAGGGCCGGGUGGCCGACUGGAUCUAUGCCAUCUCCAUGGGCCUCGCCACGGGCAUCUUUGUCUACGUCUCCAUCAACCACCUCCUCGCCAAGGGGUACAGGCCCCAGAGGCCCGUCGGCCGGUGGCUCGCCGUUGCGCUUGGCGUCGGUGUCAUCGCGGUCGUCAUGAUAUGGGACGCCUGAAUGUGGUUCAGGAUAACUAGAACCAUUUACCUAUGGAUGUAAGCAUAUUGUCCUGCUAAGCUAGUUGGACACCAGAUUUGCAGUACCAGCUGACCAAAUGAAGCAGCUAAUGACAGAUAAACAUGCGCGCUUAAUCGCUGGUUGAUAAACAUCCACAAUGACACAAUGUUAAACAUCCACAAUGCCACACACGACCUACCUACAUGCUU